AUGCGAUGCGAUGCGAUUUGCAACUUUGAUAUCAUGGACAGCGAUUUAGACGAGGUCGAUGCGUUCAAUUCGAACCGGGAAAAGAUCUUCUUGGACGGUGCUGGCGAGUACGGUCAAGAAAACGAGGUCCUGGACUUCUCAGAUGAGGAAGUGAUGGAAAUAAACGAGAAUGAAGACGGCGAUGACGAUGAGCAAAAUGACGUUUCUGAUGACGACGACGCUCUUUUGGACGACGAGGGCGCUCCAGAGGACGAGGAGAACGACCACGGCUGGGGUGGGCGCCAGGACUAUUACGGCGGAGAAGACGACGACGCCAAUGAUGAAAUGGCAGAAGAGGCCCGGCGACAGCAGAAGAAGCACCUUGAAGAAUUGGCUAUGGACGAUUAUGUUGAUGACGAUAUGAUGGAGGACUGGAAGAAGGUUGCCACCACCGAGGAGGAGCAGCAAAAAGUGUCAAUUAAUGCAAAUGUUGGUGGUUCUUUAGAUUCAUUGACACCGGAAGAGCAGCGAAAAUUAUUGUUACAGUCGUAUCCUGAGUUUGUACCUUUGUUGCAGGAGAUGGUGAAGCUCCAGCCCACUCUAGUGACCGUGGAGAGGCUCCAGAGUCGUUCUGGUGUGGCCAAGGCUACGGCUUUGCGAGCUUACCUUGGAUGUCUUUCUUCGUACUUUGCGUUGUUCAUGGAAAAGUUGAGGCUGAAUGAGGUAUUUUCGAUGAAAGACGAACCAAUAAUGGAAAACAUAUUGGGGUGCCGUGAAAUAUGGAGACAGGCCAACGAGCUUGCGGAAAAUAACGAAGAUGAGAAAGAAUUCUCAACCGAAAUAUCACCAAACUCUCCACAAAUUUCCCAAAUCUCACCUAAUUCUCCACAAAGUUCACCAGAUUCACCACAAGUAUCACCAGAUUCUUCUCUGGGCUCCGACUCGGAAUCAGACUUUGUGGAUGCCCACGAGCAUCUUCCGCUCCGCAUCGAUAUCAAUUCUCGUCGUAAUCUCGCACCGUCGCAAUCGGCUGCAAAUGACGAUUUUACUGAAAUCACCGAUGCCGUGGAUAUGGAAGACAAACAGCGCCGGAAGCGCACUUUGCGGUUCUACACCUCCAAGAUCGACCAGGCAGCCGCCAAGGCGAAUCACGAAAGAUUUACUGGUGAUAUUGAUGUACCAUAUAAAGAGAGAUUGUACGAGAGACAACAACGAUUAUUGGAAGAAGCGCGGAAAAGAGGAUUGGAAAAGAAAGAUCUCGGCGAAGAACUCGACGAGCAAGAAUUUGGAUCUGGCGACGAAGCCACAGCGAGAGAAGUCAACGCCAAAGAUGAUGAAUUUUAUGAGAAUGUUGCACAAGAAAAGAAGACCAAAAGGGCGGCCAGAAAAAUGGCCCAUGAAGAGGCAGUUGCGGCUGCCAAGGCUGGAAAGCUCCAGGAGCUCCAGGAGAGUAUGGGCGAGGACGGAAAGCGUGCCAUCAACUACCAAAUCCUCAAGAACAGAGGUCUUACUCCACACAAGAAGAAGGACAAUAGAAAUACCCGAGUCAAAAAGAGAAAGAAGUACGAACAAGCCAAGAAAAAACUCAAGUCUGUUCGCCAAGUGUACGAGGGCAGUCUGGGACCAUACGAGGGCGAAAAGACCGGUAUCAAGAAAGGAUUGUCCAGAUCCGUCAAGUUGGUGUAG
Molecule: messenger RNA, 1665 nt
Organism: Meyerozyma guilliermondii ATCC 6260
Lineage: Eukaryota; Fungi; Ascomycota; Pichiomycetes; Serinales; Debaryomycetaceae
Gene: SAS10
Product: rRNA-processing protein
Exons: 1
Coding region: 1-1665 (554 amino acids)
Biological process (GO): maturation of SSU-rRNA from tricistronic rRNA transcript (SSU-rRNA, 5.8S rRNA, LSU-rRNA)
Cellular component (GO): nucleolus; small-subunit processome
Source: RefSeq, a predicted model, not a curated record